AUGGGUAAGCAAUUGGUGAGAAUGAAGGCGGUGGUUUACACCUUGCCUCUAUUCCCGCAGAAGGUGAUGCUGGGCCUCCGGAAGGAUCUGCCUAGUAAGAUCCACCACAAGAUCUCUGAAAAUUGGACCAGUGCUACCCUUCUCCUUAGCCCUCUCGUCGGAACAUGCUCCUAUGUGCAGUGGUAUUGGGAAAAGGAGAAGAUGGAGUACAGAUACUGAAAAUUCCAUGUUUUAUCUACUCUUACUGGCCAUGA
Messenger RNA from Olea europaea var. sylvestris, 254 nucleotides. RefSeq names its product cytochrome b-c1 complex subunit 8-like. NCBI's taxonomy places the organism in Eukaryota, Viridiplantae, Streptophyta, Magnoliopsida, Lamiales, Oleaceae. The transcript has a single exon. The coding region runs from base 1 to 219 and encodes 72 amino acids. The record is from RefSeq and is a predicted model, not a curated record.